AUGGAGGAAGAGGCUGGAGUGCUGAAGGAGGGCUUCCUCGUCAAACGGGGGCAUGUUGUUCGUAACUGGAAAGUGAGAUGGUUCGUUCUGCUUCAGGACAAGCUGCUGUAUUACAAAAUUGAAGGAGGCAAGAAGGAGCCUUCUCCAAAGGGCAGGAUCCUUUUGGAUGGCUGCACUAUUACUUGUCCAUGCCUGGAAUAUGAGAACAGACCGCUACUCAUCAAACUAAAGACAAAAACCAAUACAGACUAUUUCCUUGAAUGUUGCUCCAGGGAGGAACGUGACUCUUGGGCUUUGGACAUCACUGGAGCUAUUCAUGCUGGUCAUCCAGUACAGGUACAAGAACUUCACAGAAUGAAGAACUCUUUCAAACUGCUAGAAAAUAUCAGCCUCCACAACAUAGUGGAGAGAAUGUAUGACAGCAGUACUGGAAUUAGGCUGACCCACAAUUUGGAUCAAGGAAACAGAUAUAAAGAGACGUUCACAGGUUCUGCCGCGGUGGACUGGCUCAUCUCCAACAGCUUUGCUGUGUCACGAUUCGAGGCUGUCACCUUGGCAUCCAUGCUGAUGGAUGAGAACUUCAUCCGGCCCGUGGGAGUCCGUAGCACGGAGGCCACACGCUCCAGUGACCCCUCGGAGAAGUUCCUCGACGACUCCACGGCACUUUACAUGUUUGCUGAGAGCAGUAAGAAAAAUACCAGUUCCAAGGAAGAGGUACAUUUUAACAUCUCUGAAUUAAGUGGCACAAUUGUGAAGCAAGGAUUCUUAGUGAAACAGGGGCACAAGAGGAAAAACUGGAAGGUGAGAAAAUUUGUUUUGAGAGCUGAUCCUGCUUUUUUGCAUUACUAUGAUCCCACCAAGGAAGAUAACAAACCAGUAGGUGGAUUCUCUCUUCGUGGGUGUCUUGUCUCAGCUCUGGAGGACAAUGGAGUCCCAGCAGGAGUGAAGGGCAAUGUGCAAGGCAACCUUUUCAAAAUCAUCACCAAGAACGACAUUCAUUAUUACAUCCAGGCCAGCUCCAAGGCAGAGCGAGUGCAGUGGAUUGAGGCAAUCAAACCACUGACAUGAUUAAUGUGGACUCUAUGCCAAAUGACAAACCACAUCUAUGACCAAGUUCCUGCUUUCAUUGUCUGGGAG
Cinclus cinclus is the source of this 1137-nucleotide messenger RNA. RefSeq names its product pleckstrin 2 (gene PLEK2). The transcript is spliced from 9 exons. Gene Ontology annotation, cellular component: plasma membrane. NCBI's taxonomy places the organism in Eukaryota, Metazoa, Chordata, Aves, Passeriformes, Cinclidae. The record is from RefSeq and is a predicted model, not a curated record. The coding region runs from base 1 to 1068 and encodes 355 amino acids. Gene Ontology annotation, biological process: actin cytoskeleton organization; intracellular signal transduction.